This is a messenger RNA of Colletotrichum orchidophilum, 585 nucleotides long. RefSeq lists its product as uncharacterized. Lineage: Eukaryota; Fungi; Ascomycota; Sordariomycetes; Glomerellales; Glomerellaceae. The coding region runs from base 1 to 585 and encodes 194 amino acids. The record is from RefSeq and is a predicted model, not a curated record. The transcript has 2 exons.
AUGCGCGCGACAACCAUUCUAUCGGCGCUCUUCGCAACGACGCUCGCCGCCGCCGAGACCCGCCUCGCAAAGGUCUACAUCGAGCCAGUCUCCCUCACAACUCAGAAGCCAGCCCUCCUCGCCGAGAUCGAGUACGAUACCAAGCGUCCGGCGGAGGCAAGCAUAACCUCUUUCGAGGCCCCCGAGAUCGCCGACUACCCCGCAGGUGCAAAGCUCGUCCGCGUCGGCGUCUAUGACUCCGCCACGGCGCAGUGGACCUCGGGCGUGUCGGUCGCCUCGACGGAGAAUUUUGCAAAGGGCUACCAGCCCAAUAUCAUCCUGAGCGUCGACGGCGCCUCGGGCGAGGUCGUGGGUGCCGGGGUCAAGGGCGUGCGUGUCGACGCGGGCGCGACGAGGGAUUUCGGGCCGCAGGCUGUUGUCAAGGUUGCCGCGCCGGGCAAGACGCCUGAAUUGAACAAGCCUGUUGUGCUUAGUCCCGAGGGACGCAAGGUCGUGCAGGAGGAGAAGCCGUUUUGGCAAAAGUACUGGUGGCUGAUUGCGAUUGUCGUUCUGAUGAUUGUCACCGGCGGAGGAGAUGGAAAAUAG